AUGGCUGACAUCAGUGAAAUCAAGGAGAAGCUGAAGGAGCGUCCUGUGACGUUGUUGCUGGAACCACCGAGGGACCAAGAGGCGGAGCCUGUGGAGCCAGUGGAGCCAGAGAACCGAAGCCACCAGGAGCCGCCAGUGCCGGUGCCAGAGGCGCAAGGACCGCAAGGACCGCAAGGACCAGAACCAGAAGGAGCCAUCACCCUGACAGCUACAGAGGGUGGCUUGGGAUUUGGUGUCAGUUGCUUCCCUCCAGCAGAGCAGAUCUUUGUGAAGAAAGUGGACGCUGGCAGUUGGGCGGCGCAGCAUGGUCUCAGAGAAGGCUUUCAGCUCCUCAAGGUCCAAGGCAAAGAUGCUGGCAGCUUAUCCCCUGAAGAGUUCCGUAGUGCCAUGAAGUCGCAACGACCCUUGGAGUUGAGCUUCCUGCCAGCGCCUGAAAGCUCCAAGGAAAGCUCCCAGGAAGUUGCAGAGAAAGCGGCGCAGCCGCCAGAGGCGCAAGCGGUGACAGGCACCGAAAAGCCAGCAGCCGAGACCAAAGAGACCGAGACCAACGAAGUCAAAGCUGAGGAGAGCUCUGCAAAGCAGAUCCAAGAGCCGGUAGAACAGGAGUCGAAAGAUGGCGACGAACUUGCCACUCUGAAGAAGAAGUUGGCUGAGAGCACAGAAGAGCUGCAGAGAGCUCAAACAGAACUUUCUCAGGCACUGAAGAAGAGUGAAACCAGCCAAGAGCAGCUGACAAAGUUAAAAGAAGAGCUCGAAACCAAGAAUCGCGACCUCAAGGAGCGGCAGGAGCUUUCGGCCGUGAAUGAAGAAGAGACUAAGAAGGAGAUUGCUCAACUGAAAGAACAAGUAGCAGCACAGGAGGAAGAACUGAAGCGAACCAAAGAGGACGUGCAGACGGCCAGGGCAAACAAAGAGAGGCGGAAAAGCCAAAACCAAAGCAUGGAAGCGAAGUUGAAACAACAAGAGCCACAAGACGCAGCGAUUGCUGGUGCUGAAGAUGACUUUGCGAAGCGCGUUCGGGAGUCCGCAGAAGUCCGAGAUCUGAAACGACAAGUUGAGUUGGAGAUCCAGACCCUGCGGAGUGAACUCGAAGAACUGAAAGCGCAGGUGGGCUCUAUGAGAGGUUCUCUUAGGGGUUCUUUCGCAGAACUCCCAGGGGCGUCCAGUUUCAAGCCGCUGAAUGCAGAGGCUACGACAGUGAUGGAGGCGAAUGACGUCAAUCUCUUCCGAGCAGCGCAGCCUUUGCUGCGGCCGAACACUGAGAAGCGGGGCCAGGCAGUGCAAGCAGUCGAGGUCGCCCUGCAAAAAGGAGCAUCUCCAAACAGCUGGCAAGGUCCCGGCUCCCCUCUCCAAGCUGCGGUCCAAGCGCGUGCGCCCGAUCUGGUGAAAUGUCUGCUGAAAGCGCACGCAGAUCCAGGCGAAAUCGAUGCGCACGGUGUAAGUUUGCUCCAUUUGGCAACCUUCCAUGGAGAGGCGGAGGUCAGCAAGUUACUGCUGGAAGCGAACGCGAAUCCCAACGUCACAGACCGCUAUGCGCAGACGCCCAUCUUUUUCGCACCUACCAGGCAAGUUUGUAUGACGCUGCACAACUUCAAUGCUGAUGUCAAUGCCAUGAACAGCAAAGGGCAAUCACCUUUGCAUUUGGCGGCGAAAGCUGGCCUGGGAGAUGUGAUGCACUGGCUGGCUGCCAAGGCAAGUCCAGAUGUUUUGUCGUCUAAAGAUGCCAACGGACAGCGUGCAGCAGAUUACGCCAAAGCUGCAGGGCUUCGCAUGGGAAAACUUGAAGGACGGACGGCCAAAAGCCCACGGCCGCCGACUUCACCGACGUCGCCAAUGUCGCCAACUUCUCCGGCUCGGUCGCCCUGCGGAGCUGCAAGUCCACAGGAGUCGCGCUCGGGCAACGGCAGACAGGGUCCUUUUCGGAUCGCUGAGCCCAGUAAAUAG
Molecule: messenger RNA, 1944 nt
Organism: Cladocopium goreaui
Lineage: Eukaryota; Dinophyceae; Suessiales; Symbiodiniaceae
Source: the annotation of a GenBank genome assembly